Messenger RNA from Carcharodon carcharias (great white shark), 1833 nucleotides. Its product is annotated as protein phosphatase 1 regulatory subunit 37. The record is from RefSeq and is a predicted model, not a curated record. Lineage: Eukaryota; Metazoa; Chordata; Chondrichthyes; Lamniformes; Lamnidae. The coding region runs from base 1 to 1833 and encodes 610 amino acids. Gene Ontology annotation, molecular function: protein binding. The transcript is spliced from 13 exons.
AUGACUGUGUUUUCACAUCAGGCUAUGAACAAUGAGAUGGAUGCAACAGAAAAAGUCUACGCUGGAGAGCUGCAAGCACCGGCAUCCUCUAACAAUGUGGAUGCCAAAGAUGUCUGUUCUGUGCAACAGGGUACAAGUCUAAAUAACAGAUGGAAAACUAAACCUGCAAAACGUGUCUGUUUUCCACCAGGGGGAAAGAUUGUUUCUGGAUCAGCAGAACCCAGGAGUCCAUGGGAAACUGCUAGGACGGAGGAUGAGGACACAGAAGACGCUGCAGCAGAUGGUGACAAUCCGCAAGAAAACUUUUUGGACCUGGGUUGGCUCUUGCCUGAAGAAGGCUAUGUGAAAGAAGCUGUUAUAGUACUGAGUGGUCCAAUGGAAGAUGAAGUCCUAGAGUUUUGUAUGCUAUUCAAAUCUACUGCCGAAGCAUAUGAAGUCUCUAAUUUCUUUGUUGAGGAGUCUGUGUUUGUUGUGGAAGAGCAGCAUUUGUAUCUUUGUCCCACUGAACACACCAAUGCCUUGUAUAACGCUCUGCCCAUCAGUGCAGGAGCCAAGGCUAAAUCUUCAGAACUUCGACAGUUUCAGAGUCCUGUACAAGAAUUUCAUCUUGAUGUCAUUCUGAAGAUUCAUUCCUUUGCUGAAAAUGAUGUUGUAUUAUCUUCAUAUUCUGAUGUAUUCUUCCCAUUGCCCACAGUGGAGCAGCCUCACACUGAGGAAAAUUCAUUCAAAUCUCAACAGUUGAAUAUCUUUUUCAUCCUUGAUGCAACAGUGAAUGAUACAGCUGUGCAGUUCUUCACUGGAGUUGAAGAUCCUUUAUCUUCUCAGGAGAUUACAGAGGUGCACCACAGGAUCAAAUGUUUAGAUCUGAAAGGUGAAAAGUUAGAAUAUGAGAGCUGUGAGGCUCUCGAAGAAAUCUUCAAGCGGAUGCAGUUUAAACUGAUUAACUUGGAGUGGUUGAAGCUGGAUGAAGAUGGGGCUUCUGCAUUGUUUGAUAUAAUAGAGUACUACGACUCAGCAGUACACCUCAGCAUCUCUUUCACCAAGCAUAUUGGAAGUAGAGGUUGGAUGGCAGCAGCUCAGCUGAUCAGGAAGAGUAGCAGCUUGCAGGAGUUUGAAGCCUGUGGUAUCCCCUUAAUGGAGCACACCGCGUGCUUUGUGGCACAAGGCUUGAAGUUUAACAGCCACCUGAGGGUAUUACGUCUGGAUAGUGCCAGUAUGAGCGGUCGUCCUCUGAUGCUGCUGGUUUCUGCCCUGAAUGCGAACCAAAUGCUACAGGAACUUUACUUGGCAGACAAUAACCUGAACAGCGUUCAAGACUCCAUGAACCUGCGAGAGCUGCUUCAAUCUAACUAUACCAUAAGACUGUUAGACCUUAAAAACAAUUGCAUCUCAAACACAGGACUGCAAGAUAUCUGUGAAGGUCUUAGAAGACAGAAGCAAGGACUGAAAACGCUUAUACUUUGGAACAACAAACUGACACAUAUAGGGAUGAGUCACCUAGCUGCCAUUCUACCUAAAUUAACUUGCCUGGAGACACUGAAUCUAGGUCGUAAUCCAAUCAGCAAUGAAGGAAUCCAUAGACUUAAGGGAGCAUUGAUAGCCAAUCGAUCAGUUACACGUUUAGGACUGGCGUCAACAGCAAUAACUAGUGAAGGUGCCAUAGCCAUAGCUGAGUUUGUAGUAGAGAGUGCUGGGAUCCUAAGGCUGGAUCUGCGAAGGAACAGAAUUAGAACUGGAGGCCUAAUGGCUCUGUCUCUUGCUCUGAGACUAAAUCAUUCAUUGGUCAGACUGGAUUUGGACAAGGAACCAAUGGGUGAGACGUGGCAAGAAUGA